Molecule: messenger RNA, 753 nt
Organism: Paramecium primaurelia
Lineage: Eukaryota; Ciliophora; Oligohymenophorea; Peniculida; Parameciidae
Source: the annotation of a GenBank genome assembly
AUGAAAAAAUCAAAUUAAUUUAUAUCUGGAGAUAAAUCUGGAUCUAUUAUGAUUUGGUCAUAUAAUAAUAAUUAGUGGAAUUGUUCAUAAAAAAUUAAUGGACAUACAAAUUGGAUUUAAUGUUUAAUUAUGAAUAAUAAUGAAGAUCUUUUUAUAUCAAGUAGUAAUGAUAAAUGUAUAAAGUUUUGGAUUAAACAACAAGAAUGGAUCUGUUAAUAAACAAUCAAUAAUCAUACUAGUAGUGUUUAUUAAUUAAGUUUAAAUGAAUAAUAAAAUUAAGUUAUUUCAUGUGGAUAUGAUAAAUAAAUAUUAAUAAUAGAAUAUUCAGAAUAUUAGAAAAAAUGGAUUAUAUUAUAAACUAUCAAAGUUGAUUGUUAUGGAUCUCGAAUAUGUUUUAUUGAUGAUAAUCUAUUUACAUUUCAACCUUGUGAUGGCAAUUUAAUGUAUGUUUAUGAGAUGGAUAGUGGUAAUAAAUAGUUCACUAAAACUAAAGAUAUUACUGUCAAUUAAGGAGAUGAUUUUUAUGCUUUAUUCCCAUAAUAAUAUAUUAAAUAGAAAUAAUUACUUGUGGUUAAACAUGGUUAUUAUAUCAAUUUAAUAAGAAAAACACAAAAUAAUCAAUUUAAAGUUGAGUAAUCUAUUUAAUUUGGUGAAAAAUUAAUAUAUGGGUAAAUGAGUGACAAUGGAGACUAUUUAAUUAUUUGGGAUAGAUCAUCUGAAGAAAUAUAAAUUAGAAAAUGUAUAGAACAAUGA